AUGGCUCUUGCGUUUUUGAACCUAAAAUCCUUUCACCCUCUCAACAAACAAAAUCAGAGAAAGAAAUGGAUUGCGGAACAACAAUAUUUAACCAAGAAAAAGAAAGAGGAGCAAAGGAGGAAAGAAUUAGAACAAGAACAAGAAUUAUACAAAGAUGAUCAGGUUACAACAGCAAAGACUUCGUCUCGGAAAGGAAAUAAGAAUAUUGAGAAUAAUAUUGCUUGGAAACAGACAACGGAAUUGCAAUCCGAGAUGAAGAGAAGAAAGCAAAUGCUAAAACAAAAAAUUGUAAAUAUCGAUGAUCAACAACAAGUAACAAAAGAAACGGCAAACAAACAAGUUGAACAGAAUCAGCCAUUGGAAUUUGUCAAACCAUCAACCAAGCCAACGGCAUCAUCAUCAACUAUUUCUGCAGAUACAACUCCUGAAUUUUCUGAUUUUGUUCGAGGAUCCGACACUCAAAUCAAGAAGAAAUCUCGAAGAGGAGGAAGAAAGCGUGGAAAUAAUAACGACGAUACAGCUUCAAUCAGUCAUGGAAAUGUCAAAUCGGUGGCUUUUCUGUAUCAACUUCCUCCUGGUCUAAAAGAUUCAUUGGAGAGGGAAAAGAAGCAGAAGGAACGGGAGGAGCAAGAACGAAAAGAAAGAGAGGAACGAAAUAGAAAUAUUAUUCGAGUAAAAGCUGCACAUGGCUCUUCUGAAGGCCUCAACUCAAUUCAAGACUUUAUGAAAAUUGACACAAAAAAGAGUGAUGAAAAUUUGUCAUCAGCUGCGGCCAUAGAAAAUCCUAAAGAUGAACAUCUUACUAAUGAUACUAAAGAAGAAGAAUCAAAAUCAGAAAAGAAGUACAUUCCCAAAGAUCAGUUGUCUGAUGUUGAAAAAUUCCCAUUCCUUAAACAUGCUCCAACAGAAGGAUCCUACACAGAAUUUGUAAAAGUGAAACACAAGCCUUUUGGUAUUGAGCUUAGAAAUGUAAAGUGUACAAAAUGCGGACAAUUUGGUCACACCAAUGUUGACAGAGAGUGUCCAUUGUUUGGGAUUAGUAGAGUGGAUUCUGAUAUUGUAGCUAGGGAAGAUCCACUUUUGCAAAUGCAACAAAUUAGUGACUUGAUGACUACAGAUCAUGAAGCUUCAGUGCAAAACAAUGACGACGUGUUUGAAGAUUAUUUUACCAAGGAUGACACAAGUCCUGAAGAAAUUUAUGAAGUGUUAGUGACCAUGUGUAAAGAAGAUAAGAAAAAGCUCUUCAAAAAGUACAAAAAGCUGAAGUCCAAACUCAAGAAGAGAAGGAAGAAAGCUGAGGAGACAGCAACAGCAUCCUCCACUAAAAAAGCCAAACUGAAGUAA
Molecule: messenger RNA, 1344 nt
Organism: Naegleria lovaniensis
Lineage: Eukaryota; Heterolobosea; Eutetramitea; Acrasida; Naegleriidae
Exons: 1
Coding region: 1-1344 (447 amino acids)
Biological process (GO): negative regulation of DNA-templated transcription
Cellular component (GO): nucleus
Molecular function (GO): transcription corepressor activity
Source: RefSeq, a predicted model, not a curated record